This is a messenger RNA of Otolemur garnettii (small-eared galago), 2067 nucleotides long. It is a transcript of the gene GRK4, whose product is annotated as G protein-coupled receptor kinase 4. Gene Ontology annotation, cellular component: cytoplasm. The transcript is spliced from 16 exons. Bases 169 to 1974 code for a protein of 601 amino acids. Gene Ontology annotation, molecular function: ATP binding; G protein-coupled receptor kinase activity. Gene Ontology annotation, biological process: protein phosphorylation; regulation of signal transduction; signal transduction. Lineage: Eukaryota; Metazoa; Chordata; Mammalia; Primates; Galagidae. The record is from RefSeq and is a predicted model, not a curated record.
CGGCGGCAGCGCAGCCUCUGGGGGCCCGAUCUCGGGCCCGACGAGCAGGUGGAGCGCGGAGAGCAAUGCUGUGACGCGGUGGCGGCGUCGGCUACUGUCCCGCCGUCCCCGCCUCUCCGAGCUAGCAGAACCCGCCGGCGGCGGCGGCGGCGGAGGGGACGCCGGACCAUGGAGAUGGAGAACGUCCUGGCCAACGCGAUGCUGCUGAAAGCGCGCUUGAGAGGAUAUGGGAAAAAAAAUGGUCGCAGUAAGAAAUGGAGGGAGAUGCUGAAGCUGCCUCUGGUCAGCCAGUGCAAGGAGCUCCGAUCCUCCAUUGAAAAGGAUUACUGCAGUCUUUGUGACAAGCAGCCCAUAGGAAGACUUCUCUUCAGGCAAUUCUGUGACACAAAGCCUAAGCUAAAGAGGUGCAUUGAAUUCUUAGACGCAGUGGCAGAAUAUGAAGUUGCUGAGGAGGAGGACCAAAGUGAUUUUGGACUGUCAGUCUUAAAUAAAUUCUUCAGUAAAGAGUGUGCAGUCCUCUUACCAGAAGUAACUUCCAGAAUGGUGAAAGAGUGCAGGGCGCAGCUGCUGAAGGACCCUUCCAAGACAGUCUUUGAGGAACUUACCAGAGUUGUCCAUAAAUAUUUAAGUGGGACACCAUUUGAAGAAUACCAAGAAAGCUCAUAUUUUUCUCACUUUUUACAGUGGAAACUGCUGGAAAGGCAACCAGUAACAAAGCACACGUUUAGGCAUUACAGAGUUCUAGGAAAAGGCGGAUUUGGAGAGGUGUGUGCCUGUCAAGUACGAGCCACAGGAAAAAUGUAUGCCUGUAAAAAGCUGGAAAAAAAACGGAUAAAGAAGAGGAAAGGUGAAGCUAUGGCUCUAAAUGAGAAGAGAAUCCUAGAGAAGGUGCACAGCAGAUUUGUGGUUAGUUUAGCCUACACUUACGAAACCAAAGAUACCUUGUGCUUGGUACUCACCAUCAUGAAUGGAGGGGAUUUGAAGUUUCACCUUUACAACCUGGGCAAUCCUGGAUUUGAUGAACAGAGAGCUGUUUUCUAUGCUGCAGAGGUAUGCUGUGGCUUGGAAGAUUUGCAGAAGGAGAGAAUUGCAUACAGAGACUUAAAGCCUGAGAAUAUUCUCCUCGAUGAUCGUGGACACAUCCGGAUUUCAGACCUUGGCUUAGCCGUGGAGAUACCAGAAGGACAUUCGGUUCGAGGACGCGUUGGAACAAUUGGCUACAUGGCCCCUGAAGUUAUCAACAAUGAACACUACACAUUUAGUCCUGACUGGUGGGGACUUGGCUGUCUUAUAUAUGAAAUGAUUCAGGGACAUACACCAUUCAGAAAAUUGAAGGAGAAAGUCCGGCGAGAGGAGGUCGAUCGGAGAGUCAGGAAGGACACUGAGGAAUAUUCUGAGAAGUUCUCAGAAGCUACCAGAUCCAUCUGCAGAAUGUUACUCACCAAGAACCCACAAGAACGGCUGGGCUGCAAGGGUGACGGCGCAGCUGGAGUGAAGCAGCACCCUGUGUUCAAGGACAUCAACUUCAAGAGGCUGGAAGCAAACAUGCUGGAUCCCCCCUUCUGUCCCGAUCCCAAAGCAGUGUACUGUAAGGAUAUCUUGGACAUUGGGCAUUUCUCCACGGUCAGAGGCGUCUACCUGGACACCACAGACAACAGCUUCUAUGCUCAGUUUGUUACGGGGUGUGUCUCCAUCCCCUGGCAGAAUGAGAUGAUCGAGUCUGGAUGUUUCAAGGACAUCAAUGAAAGUGAAAAUGAUGACACUUUUCGGUCAGAUAUAGAAGAGAAGCAACUUGUCCGGGUUUCCAAACCAAAGAAAGGCUUCUUCUAUCGACUCUUCAGGCGUGGGGGCUGCCUAACCCCUGGCUACAGUGAGCAGGACCCGGAGCCCAUGAUGCGCCAGGACCCCACUGCAGCCACAGACCUGGCACCAGGAAGGAGCGCCCAAGGUGUCCCACCCGGCCCUGAAUUGUAAUAAACAUCACAGUUUAAAACGUGCCACAGGAGUUUACAGAUUCUUCCAUGUUAACGCCUGGGUUGCCUUUCCACCAAAGCUGAAUCAAAGGAA